GCAGAGCAGCAGCAGCUCUCGUGUUGUGAUUUCUGAAACUGGCGCGCGCGACACGUCCAUCCACUUUAGAGCAAGACAGAGAGGUUUGCUAAAAAGAAAAUCCCUUACAUUGAGGCAGCAGUUUAAGUCAGGUGGCUAAAUAGGUAAAAAUUGACUUUACAUUGGCUUAAAAUAUAUUUGUGUUUGACUGACGAGCUCAAGGACUAAGUGAUGGAUAGGAAAGGAAACUUGCUGCGCGCCACUUCAGCUGGGUACCGUUUACCGGACCGACCCAAUGGUCCUCUCGCCUCUCAGUCCUCGGUCUCAGUGUUCAAGCAUUCAGCGGGUAGGACACGAAACACCGGUGAGAAACCGGCGCAAGACGAUGAUACCCGAGAUCCGGUAAAGCAGGACCAGGUUUGGAGAGAGUUUGUGCUCGCAGAGCGAACCGGUGUGAAAGAAUGGAAGAAGAACUGGAGUUUCCUGAUGAACUUUGACCAACUGGGUCAUCCGCGUACAGAAACUCCUCUCCCCAGCUCUGUCUCUUUAUACUCAGACAGAGUCCCAAACACCACUAACCAAAUGUUCGGCAGCGGCCUGUACACUGAGCUGGGAAAGAAGCUGAUUCGCCUGGACAAUCUGCUAACCCUGACAGCGAACCACCGCAAGGCCAAAAGGAAUCCAGAGAUGCAACCCUGCUGAGGUUUACCAGGCACAGGAUGUGUUCAAAACAAUCUCUUGUAUUAGCUGAGAUUUGUUGCCUUCUCUAGAGACCUUCCCUUGGGUUGUUCUGUUUGUCUUUCCUUUAUCUAUAUACUUAGACAAACUUAAGAGUGUUCAGUGGGUGACAAUUUGUUUUUUGGAUGUAUUUUUUUUUUCUGUGGACAGCCUAAAUACCAGCUGCCAAUCUGUGUAUGUAUGUGUGUGUUUGCUGUUUGUUUUGACAGUGUGUUGAGAGCAUUUGUUUUUAUAUUAGAUUUUGUGCUGACAUUAAUAUGCAUCUCUCAGAGUACUUUAAUAUGCUGGUGAAGGCAGUAAAGAUGACCCUGUU
Sinocyclocheilus rhinocerous is the source of this 1030-nucleotide messenger RNA. RefSeq lists its product as uncharacterized. The transcript is spliced from 3 exons. Lineage: Eukaryota; Metazoa; Chordata; Actinopteri; Cypriniformes; Cyprinidae. The coding region runs from base 211 to 681 and encodes 156 amino acids. The record is from RefSeq and is a predicted model, not a curated record.